Acomys russatus (golden spiny mouse) is the source of this 1211-nucleotide messenger RNA. RefSeq names its product testis-expressed protein 19.2-like. The coding region runs from base 1 to 942 and encodes 313 amino acids. Gene Ontology annotation, biological process: male gonad development; spermatogenesis; placenta development. Gene Ontology annotation, cellular component: nucleus; cytoplasm. The transcript has a single exon. NCBI's taxonomy places the organism in Eukaryota, Metazoa, Chordata, Mammalia, Rodentia, Muridae. The record is from RefSeq and is a predicted model, not a curated record.
AUGUGUCCCCCAGUCAGUGUUCGCCAUGGCGACAAGGGCAUGUCCUGCCUCUAUGCAGCCUGGCUGUACCAGCUUGUCCAUGGAGACCAGAUGAAGAUCUGCUUUGCUUGCUUCAAGGCAACGUUCCUGAUGUGUAAAGAAAAUCUGGAAGAAGCCCCUGAGGAGUCGUUGGCCGAGCCGGAGCUGAUGGCGGGGUCGGGGUCGGGGUCGGGGUCGGGGUUGGGGUCCGGGUCCACAUAUGGGUAUUUGCUAUCGACUGACUCCAAAGACGGAGAGCCUGAGCUCCUGAAACCACUCCUGCAAUGGAUACAGGAAAUGGAGGUACCCAAGCUUUUUCCCACUGAGCUGGGGCCUGAGGAAGUUGUGCCCCUGGAUCUGGGCCCCGAGGAUGCUGAGUGGACCCAGGCCCUUCCCUGGUUGUGUGAGGAGCUUUACCCCUGCCUGCACCAGCUCAUGCCACCUAUGUCUUUGUGGGAUAUUGUGGAUUUUAACCCGGCUUUGAGGCAACCUGUUCUGUUGGAGGUGAGCACCAUCUGGCCGGUGAACUGCUAUGACGCAGGAAGCUUUUUGCUAAGCCUACAGUUUUUCGUCCCGUUGAUGAUCCAUCAGUAUAUAUGUCACUUGCUGUCGAUGCACGUCUGCUGGGUUGUGAGGAUUCACACCCAGCGCUGGCAGGUGUUGCUCGAUCCCGGUGAGGUGAUGGCGACCUACCUACCACACACAUUGUCUAUACUGCUGAAUCCACACUGGAGGCUGAGCAUCCUGGAGUCCUCACAAUGUGUAUCGGAGCUGGUGCCUGCCACCUGCAGCCUGCGGAAGAAAGGCUUCAGGCUGCACUCCUACCUGCCCUGGCACGAUCACAUCCCAGAUGACUGGAGCAGACCAACAGAGGACAGGGUGUUUGUCACAAAACCUGUGCCUGUGAACCACUUGUUCUACUAACCACUGCCUUGCCCAGUCCUCCCUCCCCUGACUUCCCCCUCUCCUGAUCCUGACUCCCUCCUACACAUAACCGAUACCCAAGCAGCCCCCAGGGCUCCAGCAUCUGUGAAGAGCCAGAGGUUGCCUGUCCUGAGCAGCAGAACAGCUGGUCCAGGAUUUGAGGGGAGCAUCUUGAACGGCCUAGGGACUUAGGGGCCUCAGAGGGAAAUCUGGCAUGUUCACAUGAGGCGUGUAGUUGUUCCCAGUUGUCCAAUGUUUGGAAGGUGAGG